UUUUUUUUAUUUCUCUUUUUAGCACUAUUAUAAUAUUUCAUAUCACUUGAAUUUCUUAAUUUUUUUUUCAGCGCUUAUAAGGGAUAAAAUCAUAUAACGUGAUAGUUAUAGUUGAGAUGAAAGUGACUAUUAAGACAAUUACCCGUAAAGAGAAAUGGGUACUUGAAUGUGAGGAAGGUGAUACCGUUUUAAAUAUAAAACAGAAACUUUCAUCAGAUUCAGGCAUUCCUAGUGAAGAUAUUAAGUUAAUAUACGCUGGUCAAAUUUUAAACGAUUCUAAAACUAUAAACCAGUAUGGAAUUAAAGAUGGUCAUUCCGUCCAUUUAGUUCAAAGUAAAGCAAAUAAAAUUUCACCAUCGAAACCUGAAUCUUCUAAAUCUGAUUCUGUUAAUUCGGAGCCGACAGAAAAUAAUAAUUCGACUGGCGAUUUGAAUUCUGUCGAUCUCAAUUCUUUUUUGGAUUCUUUUAUAAGCAGUCCGGAUGGGUUUAGUUCUAUGAUGGGGAUGAUGAAUCCGCAAAUGCAACGAUUUUUAGAGCAAAAUCCCGAAAUCUCUCAGUCUUUACGGAAUCCCGAAUUUAUUAGAAGAUCACUUGAAAUUAUGCGUAAUCCCGCGUUGAUGCAGGAAAUGCUGCGCACACAAGACAGAGCCAUGCAAAAUAUUGAAAGCCAUCCGGAAGGCUACAACGCACUGCGCAGGUUGUAUACGGACGUUAUUUCUCCGCUUGAAAAUAUUAAUUCUGAUGCAACUUCUGAAAACAAUUCAUUUUCUACCAAUGAAGGAAACUCGUCUAUACCGACGCAUCCUUUGCCCAAUCCGUGGGCGGGAAAUUCGAAUACUUCUUCUGUUGAUCCCAAUUCAAACAUAAAUCCUGCAGGAAAUUUUGGUUCUCUCUUAGAAUCUUCUGCAUUUCAAGAGGCCAUGCGGCAAGUUUCGUCCAAUCCUGAGCUUGUUACUCGCAUACUCAAUAGUAAUCCUUACUUCCAAAGCAAUCCCGAACUUUCUCGGCUCCUGACUAAUCCGGACUCGAUGCGGCGCGUGUUUAACCCCGAAGUUUUUCGCGCGAUGGCGCAGUACCAACAAUCAUUACAAACAUUGACGCGCUCCGGGCUUAUUCCCUCGGAUCUUUCCAGUCAAGAUCUUUUACCUCCAGAAGGAUUUUCUACUGCUGUUGAUUCUCAAGGCAACACGCCUCCAGAAGAUCGGUACUCCCUUCAACUAGAAAAACUACGGGAAAUGGGCUUCAGUGAUGAUGAAAGUAAUAUAGCGGCACUCCGUGCGACGAACGGAAAUUUAAAUUUAGCUAUUGAUCGUCUUUUAAACGGUUUUAUGUAAAUAAAAAGGAA
Messenger RNA from Zophobas morio, 1345 nucleotides. RefSeq names its product ubiquilin-like. The coding region runs from base 117 to 1334 and encodes 405 amino acids. Gene Ontology annotation, biological process: ubiquitin-dependent protein catabolic process. Gene Ontology annotation, cellular component: cytosol. NCBI's taxonomy places the organism in Eukaryota, Metazoa, Arthropoda, Insecta, Coleoptera, Tenebrionidae. The record is from RefSeq and is a predicted model, not a curated record. Gene Ontology annotation, molecular function: polyubiquitin modification-dependent protein binding. The transcript has 12 exons.